CCCGCCCUAUGUUCACUGCUGCGCGCACCCGCCUGACCAAUCUGCCCCCACAACGCGCCCUGAGCUUCCAGCGGGCGCACAGCUUCGAGGGGGGAAAGCAGGACGAGCUAGUCCCUUUGCCGCAAGGUGCUUUCUGCUCCGACCAGCCCUCAAUGGCCACUUCUCUCCCACCUGGCAUCAACUCAACCAAUAUUGUAGGCUUCGGAACAACCGGUGUCGUUGCCGUCAUUCCUUGUACUCGAAGAGUUAUCAAGUUUCCACACUGCGAGCCCGAUGCCCGCGCCCGAUGUGAAGUCGAAGUUAAGGUCUACGAACGACUUGAACAGACGCGUAGGGAAUCAUGCUCAACAAUAUUACGAUACCACGGCCAUUGUGAGCAAGGAAUAGUUUUGGAAUACGCUGAGAAUGGGCCAUUGAGAGAGCACCUGCGCACUGCGAAUACACCAAGCAAGACACUACUUCUACGCUGGGCUCGGCAAGCAGCAGAAGCAUUAGUAUUCUGCCAUGCUAAUGCUAUUCUUCAUGGGGACAUCAACUGCAGCAAUUUCUUCCUUGACGGAGAGCAGAACCUCAAGCUGGGGGAUUUUGCUGGAUCAUCGAUUGAUGACUCUCCUGCAACUAUCUGCUACAGCACGACCCAUCAGCUUCCUACCUUGGAUUUCUCAUCUGAAUCAGAAGCCGUCAUCAUUACAAAAGAGACUGAGAUAUUCGCCUUCGGCUCCGCCCUAUAUGAAAUGAUGACAGGCCGCCCACCAUAUGAAGACAAGUCCGAUUCUGAAGUGGAGCGUUUAUUCUUUUUAAAGGACUUCCCAAAAAUCUGCGAUGCUACCAUGUUGGGACCUGUAAUAACGAGGUGCUGGAAUCUGGAAUUCAGUUCUAUGGACGAGGUAUUAGCAAGCAUUAAACAACACGAAGAUCAAUUGCGCGGACCACACAAUAGGCUACAAACUCUCCUUCUUUUUAUUCAGAAAUGGGGCCAUGUCCUACUCUUAAUAGUAGUUAAGCGCCUUAAGCAGUUGAAGUAUCGGCUGUCUUGAGUUAGGGUACAUUUGCUUCUUCUUUGUAAGUUGUGCUUACCGCAUCUUGGUCAUGCUCCUGGAACCUUUGAAGACCCAAAUUGCCAUGGGAUUCGGUUGACUGGAGCACACAUAGGGUCUCCGUCCUGGGCCUUUUUGCAUGGUAUAUCCUUCUCUUUGCGGAUGUGGUGCUUUGGAUCCUGCUUACAUCCUCUGUAAGUGACGGAAUAUUCGUAGUAAUCACACAUUGUCUUCUUUAACCGUUUUGUUAGAGAGCAUUCUCGGAGAGGAGUUGAGUUAACGCGCCUAGCAAUAGAUGCAGCACGGACGCGAAGACAGUGAAGGACCAAGAUGAGAAGGGAUAGGACAAGUGUAUCAGCAACUUGAGUGUGGUGUGUAGACGGCGAUACGGUCCGUCGAUGGGCUGCAGAAGAGGGCAGAUAGAGGUGUUAGAGAGGCGUCAGUGAAUGUUCGAAAUUGGCACGGUCGUAUUGUGUUCUCUAGUGCUGAGGGUC
Cucurbitaria berberidis CBS 394.84 is the source of this 1531-nucleotide messenger RNA. RefSeq names its product kinase-like protein. Bases 153 to 1037 code for a protein of 294 amino acids. Gene Ontology annotation, molecular function: ATP binding; protein kinase activity. NCBI's taxonomy places the organism in Eukaryota, Fungi, Ascomycota, Dothideomycetes, Pleosporales, Cucurbitariaceae. The record is from RefSeq and is a predicted model, not a curated record. Gene Ontology annotation, biological process: protein phosphorylation. The transcript has 4 exons.